GCAAAACGUAUUUGCAUUCGCUCUAGGAAGUAUGUGCCCAAACAUUUUCCGUAGUUUCAGAAAACAUGGCAUCCCAAGAUAGUGAUAGUGAUGAAGACUUUGUUAUUUAUGGUACUCCUUCGGAGCCUUUGGAAGAAGAUGAACGACCUAAGAAACCAGUACCCAUUCAGGAUCAGACUGUUAAAGAUGAAAAGGGGCGAUACAAACGUUUUCAUGGUGCCUUUACUGGCGGGUUUUCUGCUGGAUAUUUUAAUACUGUUGGAACCAAGGAAGGAUGGGCUCCCUCAGCCUUUGUGUCAUCUCGACAGAGCAAAGCAGAGAGAAUGGCGUUUAAUCCAGAAGACUUUAUGGAUGAAGAGGAUCUCGGUGAACAUGGGAUUGCUCCCAGAGACAUUAUGACCACAGAUGAUUUUGCUUCUAAAACCAAAGAUAAGAUAAAGGAGAAAGCCAGGGUACUUGCUGCAGUUGCUGCCCCCAUUCCUGGAGCUACCAUACUGGAGGACUUGAUAGCCCCUGCCAAAAUAUCUAUUGGAAUUAAGCUACUUCGGAAAAUGGGUUGGAAAGAAGGACAGGGUAUUGGACCUCGAGUGAAGAGAAGGUCUCGCAAGCAAGAACCUGAUCCUGGAGUUAAAAUAUAUGGGUGUGCAUUACCAGAUGAAGGUUCAUUUGGAUCUGAGGAUGAAGAUGACUACCAACCUGAGAGUGUGUCAUUUGCUCCAAAGGACAUUAUGCCCAUAGAUUUGACAGCUAAGGACAAUACCCAUGGUCUGGGUUAUCGAGGUAUUGAUCCCCGGCAUGCAUUAUUUGGGAAUUCAGGAGGGUGCAUCAACAUUUUUAGUGCUGAUUCUGAAAGGUCUAAGAAUCUACUCGGUGAUAUUGUGCCUAGUAAAGGAAGAAAGCUGGGAAUCUCCGGACAGGCUUUUGGAGUGGGUGCUUUGGAAGAGGAUGAUGAUGAUAUUUAUGCUAGAGAUUCUCUGCAUCAGUAUGACACAGUCAUUCAAGAUGAAGAACCUGGAGAUGGCCUCUAUGGGUGGACAGCACCAAAACAAUACAAAAGUCUGAAGAAAGGAAUGAAGCAAGAGUUAAGAUACAUUGGUAAAAUUUUGGAUGGGUUUUGUUUAGCUGCCAAACCAGCUUCACCAAAAAAAAUUUUUCCACCACCUACACUGCCAGUGGAUUAUAGACCAGUCCAUUACUUCAGACCUGUGUUACAGCCUGGAACAUCAAGUACCAAAGUAGUUGAGGCACUUCUCUCAUCUAGUGGACAGCAUAUCACUGACUUGGCACAAAAAGGCAGACAUCAGCUGGAUGCCUCUAAAAGGAAGGAGAUUCUAGGAGAAACAACAUUUCAAGGUGUUCCAGGGUCUGUCUUUGACCUUCUAUCUGACAAAGACAAAGAAAGGAUAACCGAGGUGAAAAAGGUGGCUCUACAGAAAACAGCUGAAGUUAAGGGGCUGGUACAGCAAAGCUCUGGUAGUCAAUUCUGUUCUGUAGAUUCUGCUGAAGCAUGUGAUUUGUGGACAUCUGCUCAGAGAGGAGAAGCAAGCUCAUCUUCCAGUGACUUUAAACCAUUUGCCAAAAAUCCAGAGAAGCAGAAACGAUACGAUGAAUAUAUGGAAAAUUUAAAACAAGGGCAGAAAGACUCCCUGAAGAAUUGCCUGGAUCCCAGUAUGACUGAAUGGGAACGAGGGCGUGAGCUGGAGGAAUUUAGCCGAGCAGCACUUUUGUACAAGUCCACCAGCUCAGUUUUAUCAUCUAGAUUUACACAUGCCAAGUAUGAAGAUGAGACUGAUAAAGUAACUAUGCCUAGAGACCAAGAGGGUGACAUCACUGACAAAGAAAGUGCAGUCAAAAUGAAAAUGUUCGGCAAAUUGACAAGAGAAACUUUUGAGUGGCAUCCCGACAAAUUGCUGUGCAAAAGAUUUAACAUUCCGGAUCCUUAUCCUGGGUCAAGUGCUGUUGGCUUGCCAACAGUGAAGCGAGAUAAAUACUCUGUGUUCAAUUUCUUAACUCUUCCAGAGAAGACCCUUUCUAAAGUAGCUGAAGAACAUACCAUGAAACAGGCUAUUUCUGCAUCUAACUGUUCAACAAAGUCUUCUGUGUCUGAAAGAAAGUCAAGAUGGGAUAUUUCUGCUGAGCAGAAACAACACAGUGACGUUUCAAGUGCAGCAACACCACAUCGUUCUUUGUUUAUACCACAGGUACCAAAAGAAUCAGAAACUAAAAAGACAGAUCUUCCCCCUCAGGAAACUCCUAAAAGUGAAAGCCAAAGUAUAAGAGAAGAUGAAGGUGAAACAGAAAGCAGACCGUCAAUGGAUUUAUUUAAGGCUAUCUUCGCAAGUUCAUCAGAUGAGGACUCUUCAACUUCAGAUGAAAACAGUGAUGAGGAGGGACAAGCUGCAGUAGCUGAAAAGAAGUCUGAGCAACCAGAUUUCACUCCUGUUAUAACUCAAGAACAUCCAAAACAUCAGGUGACUCUGGAAAAAACAGUCUUUCCUGUUCAAGCAUCUGAGAGACGUUUGAAAGAGCCUGUUAAGGAAGUCAUGAAGGAAGUGGACACUGACGAACAGUUUGGACCGAAGCUACCACCAAGCUUUAUUUCUGGUAUUUCUCCACAAACAAGUGACACUUUGCCACUGCCAGAUUCAGUGUCAUUGCGUCAGAAGGAGAAACAUAAGAAGAAACGCAAAGAAAAGCACAAGAACAAAAAAGAACACAAACACAAGAAAGAAAAAAAGGUAGCAUUUUAUUCUUAG
Protopterus annectens (West African lungfish) is the source of this 2756-nucleotide messenger RNA. RefSeq names its product G-patch domain containing 1 (gene GPATCH1). Gene Ontology annotation, cellular component: nucleus. The transcript is spliced from 18 exons. The record is from RefSeq and is a predicted model, not a curated record. Gene Ontology annotation, biological process: mRNA processing. Gene Ontology annotation, molecular function: RNA binding. NCBI's taxonomy places the organism in Eukaryota, Metazoa, Chordata, Ceratodontiformes, Protopteridae. Bases 66 to 2756 code for a protein of 896 amino acids.